AUGAAAAAUAUACAAAGACAAUCAUCAACAUUAACAAAACCUACCACUCUCCGAUCUCAAUUAUACAAACCAACGACUAUACUAUUACUUUUCGUUCCACUACUCACUGGUGCUUUGGGGGUUUGGCAAUUGAAAAGAUUGAAAUGGAAAUUGGAAUUGAUUGAUGAAGUAGAGAAGAAUAUGAGUAAAGAAGCUUUGAUUUUACCUAGUAAUAUCAAUCUAGACGCCUUACCUGAUUUCACAUACCGUCGUGUUCUAGUAAAAGGUACUUUCACAGGUCCUCCUAUCCUCUUAGGACCUCAAGUUCAUCCCGGUGUUCCAGGAGGAAAAUCUCAAAGAAGAAGAACGGACGAUUGGUCAGGCCCAACAACCAUCCUAGUCAAUAGAGGAUUCAUAACUAACGAUCUUGCUGAUAAGAUAAGAUCUGGUUUUCCUCCUCCGGGAAUGGGACAAGAAGUCAUUUUAGAAGGUAUCUUAUCUAAAGGAGGAGAAAAAAGUUGGAGUCCUGAUAAUAGGAAAGAAAAGAAUGAAUGGUAUUGGAAAGAUCUAAAAGGGAUGGUGGAAUUUUGUGGAGGGGAGAAGAUUGGUUUACAACCUGUUUUAGUUGAUGCUAUUGAUGAUGAAACUAUACCAGCUUCAUUCUUGAUGCAACAAGGUAUUCCUGUGGGUAAACCACCGAUAGUGGAAUUGAGGAAUCAACAUGCUAGUUAUGCAGCGACAUGGUUCUCAUUGAGCGCAGCGACGACGGUAAUGUUGGGAUUGAUGUUACGUCGUGGAACUAGAAGUCCGGUUCGACGACGAGACUUUUGA
Molecule: messenger RNA, 810 nt
Organism: Tremella mesenterica DSM 1558
Lineage: Eukaryota; Fungi; Basidiomycota; Tremellomycetes; Tremellales; Tremellaceae
Exons: 5
Coding region: 1-810 (269 amino acids)
Biological process (GO): mitochondrial respiratory chain complex IV assembly
Cellular component (GO): membrane; mitochondrion
Source: RefSeq, a predicted model, not a curated record